Messenger RNA from Mercurialis annua (annual mercury), 1460 nucleotides. RefSeq names its product NAC domain-containing protein 91-like. Gene Ontology annotation, molecular function: DNA binding. Gene Ontology annotation, biological process: regulation of DNA-templated transcription. The record is from RefSeq and is a predicted model, not a curated record. The transcript has 5 exons. Lineage: Eukaryota; Viridiplantae; Streptophyta; Magnoliopsida; Malpighiales; Euphorbiaceae. Bases 34 to 1125 code for a protein of 363 amino acids.
AUUGGAGUAAUGUAAGCGUCACAUCUGGAGCACAUGGCAGGUGACUUGAGCUUUAUCACCAUUAUUCCCAGGCGGCUUAUUCAUUUUUCUCUGACCAAAACCCAACACUACGGAACCUUCAAACUGGGACCCCACCUGCAAAUUUCCCAUUCAUUCAUUUCAAUUAUACUCUGCCAUGCUUUCUUAGCACAAACAACAACUCUCACUCUGUUCUCCUUCUCUUUGCCGAUUAACAAAAUCACUCGAACAAACCCAAGAAUGAAAUCGAUUUUCUCAUCCGAUGCCAAUACACGAAAGAAAACAGUCGGAUAUCGUUUUCAUCCAACAGACUCUGAACUAGUCGGCCAUUUCUUGAAUCGGAAGAUUUCCGGUACGGGUACCGGUACUGACAACGAUAUGCCAAUUUCCGAGGUUAAAAUCUGCGACUUCGAACCAUGGGACCUUCCUGAUCUUUCCCAGGUUAAAUCAGAUGAUCGAGUGUGGUAUUUCUUUUCGAGCCGUGAUUUGAAGUAUUUGAACAGUGGGCGUUCUAAUAGGACGACUAAGCGGGGGCAUUGGAAAGUCACCGGUAAGCAUCGCAAUGUGAAGGCUUUUGGGUCGAAGAAGAUUAUUGGGACGAAGACGACUUUGGUUUUCUACACGAAGAAAGAAGGAUAUCCUAAAGGAGUCAAGACGGAGUGGAUCAUGCAUGAGUACGAGUCCAUUCCCAAGGGGAACUUUGUUGUCUGUAAAUUGAAGACAAAAUUGAAAGGAAAGAUGGUUGGAAAAUGUAAACCAAAUGAACUGGCCUCAGCUCCAGUUUUGGCUUCUGAGAGUGUGAUUACUGCAAACUCAUCUUGUGAGAAUGCCACAACAUCAACUUUGCAAAAUGAAGAAGGCUUUUGCGAAAUGGGGUCUUAUUUUGAAAGUCAAAUUUCGGACAAGAGAAUUGAUGUAUUAAUCUCUGCGGAAGGCGACUGGAGUCCCCUCUCCGAAACACCUCUGAUGACAGAUAUGCGACCAAUCUCUGUGGCUACCAGUUUAGAAAUUAAUGCAACAGAGUCUUCGUCCUUGGAGGAUCCACCAAACUUCUUCGAUGACUGGAUAACCGAUGGCAGCAUUGACUCGGAAUAUUCUCAUCUAUGAAGACAAAGAAAAAGCUUUUACCACGGCAACUUUAUCGCUGCCCAACAAGUUCAGAAACCUUGUUGAUGGUCGACGUGGUUGUAUAUAAAGCUAAGAACUCGCGGAGCUUUUUUAGAUAGAUAGAUGUAUUUUUGUGGGUUACCUUGGUGGAGCUCUAUUUAUGAGUAUUUUGCGCUGAAAGUCUUCAACUGUUUUGUAAAGAUCAUUAGUACUUUAGCAUUAAGGUUUAUACAAGUUUUGAAAUAGGCGACAAUGCUGUAAGUUUGUACAUUGUUGGCCACAAUAUGUUUAUUUUGAAACCCAAUUAAUUAAAAGAAAAAUAGUAUUGGGUUGUA